AUGUCGACUGCAACUUCUUCUCCCUUAAUCAAACAAACAGAGCUCUUCCAAGAUAUUCUUGGAAAUUUCUACUCAAGAAGACUACUACUUCAACCACCAACCACUGCAUCACCACCAAUUUCAGAAGCUCAAGAAGCAUCUCACUCUUAUACACAUCACAUGAGCUUUGAUGCAAAUGUUGUCAUGGUCCUAUCAAUCCUCUUAUGCGCACUAGUCUGCUCACUUGGACUGCACUCUAUCAUAAGAUGUGCGUUAAGGUACACCAAUCUAUUAACAUCCGAAGCUAGUGACGAGCUCGCGGUUCGCAUGGCAAACACAGGAGUCAAACGGAAAGCCUUGAAGAGUUUUCAAACAGUAAGUUACUCUACAGAGCUUAAGCUUCCUGGCUUAGAUACAGAGUGUGCCAUAUGUCUCUCGGAGUUUGUAUCCGGAGAAAGAGUCAAGCUUCUGCCAACGUGCCACCAUGGUUUCCAUGUCCGGUGUAUCGACAAAUGGCUUAGUUCGCACUCAUCAUGUCCCACAUGUAGGCACUGCUUGAUUCAGACUUGCCAAAAGAUAGCUGGAUGCAGUGAGACGACUUCAUCAGCUAAUCAACCACGACAGGACAGGAGUAGCUUUCAUAUAGCACCACUGCGACCGGAGAGAUUGAUACACGGUCAAGUAGGCUUAGGUGCAGUAGUUAUGUUUUAA
Molecule: messenger RNA, 690 nt
Organism: Microthlaspi erraticum
Lineage: Eukaryota; Viridiplantae; Streptophyta; Magnoliopsida; Brassicales; Brassicaceae
Source: the annotation of a GenBank genome assembly